UUCCCAACUCGGCAGCUCGCUCUCCGUUCUAGAUCACCGUGUACGACCAAGAAAACUUCCAGGGCAAGAGGAUGGAAUUCACUUCGGCCUGUCCAAACAUCAUGGAGUGCGGCUUCGACAACAUCCGCUCCCUGAAGGUGGAGUGUGGCGCCUGGGUCGGUUACGAGCACACCGGCUUCUGUGGGCAGCAGUUCAUCCUGGAGAGGGGAGAGUACCCGCGCUGGGACGCCUGGAGCGGCAGCAACGCCUACCACAUCGAGCGCCUGAUGUCCUUCCGCCCCGUCUGCUCCGCUAAUCACAAGGAAUCCAAGAAGAUCCCCAUCUUCGAGAAAGACAAUUUCAUCGGCCGCCAGUGGGAGAUAAGCGACGACUACCCCUCGCUGCAGGCCAUGGGCUGGGCCAACAACGAAGUGGGCUCCAUGAAGAUCCAGUGCGGCGCCUGGGUUUGCUACCAGUAUCCCGGGUACCGUGGCUACCAGUACGUCCUGGAGGCUGACCACCAUGGAGGAGACUACAAGCACUGGAGAGAGUGGGGUUCGCACGCCCAGACCUCCCAGAUCCAAUCCAUCAGGCGUGUCCAGCAGUAGCUCCCCAUCUUCCAGUACAUCUGCAAGGUUUCUAAAGCUCACCGGCUCCCUUUUGGUGCUAAUACUCCCCUCCCGAAAUAACCACCCCUUCUUGUACUGCAACUGCUUAUGGAACAACACUCCCAAACGGUACCAACUGCCACAAAUUGCCAAUAAAUGUGACUGAAAGAAAAAGAUAAA
Merops nubicus (carmine bee-eater) is the source of this 767-nucleotide messenger RNA. It is a transcript of the gene CRYBA1, whose product is annotated as crystallin, beta A1. The record is from RefSeq and is a predicted model, not a curated record. Gene Ontology annotation, biological process: visual perception; lens development in camera-type eye. The transcript is spliced from 4 exons. Gene Ontology annotation, molecular function: structural constituent of eye lens. The annotation marks the transcript as partial. NCBI's taxonomy places the organism in Eukaryota, Metazoa, Chordata, Aves, Coraciiformes, Meropidae.